GGAAGCGCCGUUCACGCUGUCACGUUGCGUUUGCCUUUUACGUAGCCUUUGCGCAGUGCGGGUGGUGCUUACGCAAAUGGCGUAGAUCGACACGUUGAAAGGGUGAAACGGGACCUAAGACAGAGUACGUGUGUGUUCAGAAUCCCUCCUUUGCACAAGAAACGACUCUCGUCCACCAAUGAAACGUUCAAACCCUGCAAGGACUUCACAACAAAACGGAGGGAUACAUGCAGAGUGUUUCCCCCGUUUUAAGUUUAAUUUGUGCACCGUGAAGGAGAAGGGUCCCCGUGCUCACCGUGUGGAUGUGUGUAGAAACAUUGGUGCACCAAUCCUGCUGCUAGAGCUCAAAGCCUAAACAUGGUGAGGCUGGAGCUGGAUCAGGUGGUGAUGAGGAGGAUGAAGGAAGAUGACAUAGAGAUGGUCAAAGCUCUCAUCAAGGAGGGCUGCGAGGGCACAGAAAACCGUCUCAUCCUCCACAUCCUCACUCGGCCGCUCUGCCUCUUCAUCCUGGCUGUUUUCUCCUCAAUGCUGCGCUGCCUUGUGCAUUCAUUUAUCCUGGCCCUGGCUAUUCCUGUCUUCCUGCUAAUUAUCUUUCUCAAAAUCACCAUGCCGCGGUCCUCGGGGGUUCUGGGCAGCAGCCGGCCCUACUGGGACUACGUGGGUAGCAGCUACAGAGGGACACAGGAUGAGACACUGCUGAAUCCCUACUGUAGGAUCAGUGGCAAGACACCAGGAACGAGAAAGCCAAGGCGCAGAAUCACACCCAAAGAAAAGGACAAAGAUUUGCCAACAGAGACUGUCACCCCAGAGAGGGAGCAGGAAGCCGGGCAGGUCUGGGUGGCAGAAUGCGAUGGCGAGAUCCUCGGCUGCAUCUUCAGGGAAAGCGAGAAGCGAGCGGACGUCAGGAGGAUCUGCAGGCUGGUGACGGGCUGCUGGUACCGCAGGGAGGGUCUGGGCCGGCUGCUGGUCCAGAGUCUGGAGCAGAGAGAGAGGGAGGCUGGCGCACACAGAGUGUACACUCACGUCCCUUUCCCGUCCAAACUGGGGGAAGCCUUUUUCAGGAAGGUGGGCUAUCGGCAAUUUGGGGAGGGGACUGAUGAGAAAGAAGAAGAAGAUGAUGAUGAGGAGAGGAAGCUUGAGCCUCCAGAGAGAGGCUUUCUGGGAUACCCCCUCACUAAAGUGUUUUACAAAGACCUGUGAUCGAGUGAUGAUGGACUCAUGAAGAGAAAGAGGAGGCAUUGGAAUGGCUAAAGGGUGAAGAAGCCAUAAAACAAGGUGUCAUUGCUGCAACAUGUUUGAAUAUUUGUGCUAUUUAUGCCAGUAUUUAUUUACCGUAUGAGUUGCUGUUCUGUUUGUUUUAACUAUAUUUAUACCUUUUCCUCAUAUAAAGUACCAUCGCUUCCUUCUUUUAGAACAGAUGGUUAUUAUGUAAAAAUAUGAUAAUACCAUGAAG
Messenger RNA from Anoplopoma fimbria (sablefish), 1453 nucleotides. It is a transcript of the gene nat14, whose product is annotated as N-acetyltransferase 14 (GCN5-related, putative). Gene Ontology annotation, molecular function: N-acetyltransferase activity. Bases 358 to 1200 code for a protein of 280 amino acids. The transcript is spliced from 4 exons. The record is from RefSeq and is a predicted model, not a curated record. NCBI's taxonomy places the organism in Eukaryota, Metazoa, Chordata, Actinopteri, Perciformes, Anoplopomatidae.